AUGGCUAUCGCGAACCAUGGGGCAUCGGUUCCAGACCUAAUCGCCGUUGGCAGCGAGCAGGAGAAUGUAGAGGAAUGGAGAAAAAGAUGCAAUAUCGAUCAGAGCUCACAGAUACGCCUGGUGAAAUUGGCCCAUAUGCGGUAUCAACAUCCAAACUUGGAUCAAAUCACGACUUUCCUCCAAGGGUUCCCACUCAAUUUGAUGUAUGGGCAAGCCCCAGCAGAGAAAGGGGAGUACCCGGAGAAACUUACUAUCAAUUAUGAGCAAGACAAGCCUCGCACUCGCAGGUUUCAGCGUUUCGAACCAGGCCCCGCAGCUGUGCACAAGCUGGGACAUUUUGGUCUAUGUACCCAGGACUUCGAGAAGAUGGUUAAUUUCUAUACCAUGACAUUCAAUAUUGUUCCGACAGACUUUCUAUAUGUCGAAAAGGAGGGAAAGAAGCACAAUGUCGCAUUAUUCGCACAUAUCGAUCGCGGAGCCGAUUACGUGGACCAUCACAGCUUUUUCAUAAGCACCAAUGCCACAACUCAUGUUCAUCACUGCUCAUUCGAAGUCCAUGAUUUCGAUACUCAGAAGCUUGGACAUCAGUGGCUUGCUGAAAAGAAGUAUGAAUCUGUGUGGGGUGUCGGUCGCCAUAUUCUUGGAUCUCAAAUCUUCGAUUACUGGUGGGACACCACUGGAAACAUGAUCGAGCACUAUGCAGAUGGAGACCUUGUGAAUAACCAAACUCCGAUUGGUUAUGGUCCCGCAGGAGACGAGUCGCUGGCAGUGUGGGGUCCCGAGGUACCUGCCUGGUUUUUGAAAUAG
Penicillium cosmopolitanum is the source of this 807-nucleotide messenger RNA. RefSeq lists its product as uncharacterized. Gene Ontology annotation, biological process: L-methylmalonyl-CoA metabolic process. Gene Ontology annotation, molecular function: methylmalonyl-CoA epimerase activity. The record is from RefSeq and is a predicted model, not a curated record. Lineage: Eukaryota; Fungi; Ascomycota; Eurotiomycetes; Eurotiales; Aspergillaceae. Gene Ontology annotation, cellular component: mitochondrion. The transcript has 3 exons. Bases 1 to 807 code for a protein of 268 amino acids.